AUGGAAACUGAUGAUGGGGGCCGGGACCAGUCCGGCCCCCAGCUGAAUAUGACUCUGGAGACCCACGUGGCUCCGGAAUCGACUUCAGCCAAGGAUGCUGAAGUGUCUGAGCUCCAGCGGAAACUGAAGGUGGCUGACGAUGAGAUCGACCGUAUUAACAAGAGGUUUGAUGAGGCCCAAGGCAACGCGACCGAGAUCGAGGCCCUCAAGAGUGCCCUUGCCGAAGCCAAGGAGGAGGCGAGGGUAAGCAAAGCAGCCGCAGAGAAAGCGGCUGCAGAUGUGGAGGCCGAAAAGGCCGCCCGCCUUCAGUAUGAGGCGAGGGUGACCGAAGUAGAGCAAGCGCUCCAGGAGCCCGCCAGCAAGUGUGAGUCCUUGGAGGAGAGUAACAAGGCCCAAGCGGCCGAACUCACCAAGGCUCUUCAAGCUGUGAAGGAGGCGCGGUCCAAGUCCCGGGCGGCUCGCGAGGAGAUCAAGCAAGCCGAACAGAUAGCGUCUGGUAGCCCCUGGUGCAUAUACGGCUAUCCGGACUUGGAUGCUUUAAGCGCGUGA
Messenger RNA from Aegilops tauschii subsp. strangulata, 549 nucleotides. The record is from RefSeq and is a predicted model, not a curated record. NCBI's taxonomy places the organism in Eukaryota, Viridiplantae, Streptophyta, Magnoliopsida, Poales, Poaceae.